GUUGUUGAGACAGAGAGAAGGAUGAACCAUGGUCAGAGAAGGACAAGGAGCCAUGACAAUGUGGCAUUCAGCUUUCUCAGAGUUGGUAGGGUUUUUUUUGCCCAAAGUUGGUGUUUUUUUCUUGGUGUAAAUAUAUGUGUGAGACUUUGGCAUAAUCCAGUUAGGUGCCCAUAACUCUGGAUGAGCUGCAGAGAUCCACUGCUCAGGUGGAAGAUUCUGAGAAUCUGAGUGAAAAUUGGUGGUGACAGCGUCAUACUGUGGACCUGUUAGAGGUUUGAAAGAUGAACAUUUUCUUCUUUAAAAGUCAGUUUUCAGCUCAUAAUUUCAUGCUUUAGAGGUCCGGCAGGUACCUCGUAGUAUUUCCCGCAGUAUUUCUUUGGCUUCAUGUCCUUAUUUUGACGCCUUUCUUUUUUAAAUUGAUCCAGUUUAUUCCACAUUUCCACAUAAAUCAUUGCAACAAAACCUACACUGUCACAUUUUUCAAAUUAAGAUGAUAUUUGUGUUUAAAUCCUGGUCAGGGUGCCGAUGCUGUAAUAAUUCUUCUCUAGCGUUUCUUAAUGAGGGUGAAGUUACAUUUAUUAGUGUAAGAUUACCUGUUUAUAAGCUGAUACUCUGUGUUUUUGUUCUCACUGCUGUGAACAGGAAAACCCAGUUUAGAGAGAAGAGUCAGUGGUGCAUAAAUAAGUGAUGGAGUGAUGAGAGGAGGGUGUGUGUCUGUUGGGUUAUCCCCAGGGACUCUCCUUUAAACACAGACACAUACUAAAGAUCUUUGUUUGCCAGUAAAUUUCUACCACAAAGCAGCGUGAAGGAUGGAGACAAAGAGAAAGUUGGGAGAAGGAUGAUGAGGUGAAGCAAGCUGCCAACUCAAGAAGGUGCACCGCGGGGCGGAGGAAAGAAGGCGAUGGAAGCGCUCCCCUCUCAUUUCAGCCUGGUCCGUCUUCACUUCCUCACAGUAGCCCUGCCUCUCUCUCCAGGUGAUCACCCCGUUCCGUAGGCUCAUCCUCUGCGCCGAGAACAGAAAAGAGAUGGAGGACUGGAUCAGUUCACUCAAGUCCGUCCAGUCCAGAGAGCAUUACGAGACGGCACAGUUUAAUGUGGAACAUUUCUCAGGGAUGCACAACUGGUACGCCUGUUCCCAUGCAAGGCCCACCUUUUGCAACGUCUGUAAAGAUAGCUUGUCUGGGGUCACGUCACAUGGCCUCUCCUGCGAAGUGUGCAAAUUCAAAGCCCACAAACGCUGUGCUGUAAGAGCCACUAACAACUGUAAAUGGACGACCUUGGCCUCCAUAGGGAAGGAUAUAAUUGAAGAUGAGGAUGGGAUUGCCAUGCCUCAUCAGUGGUUAGAAGGCAACCUGCCUGUCAGUGCCAAAUGUGCCGUGUGUGAUAAGACAUGUGGCAGCGUACUAAGGCUGCAGGACUGGCGCUGCCUCUGGUGCAAAGCAAUGGUGCAUACAGCCUGUAUGGACCUGUACCCCCGCAAGUGUCCUCUAGGUCAAUGCAAAGUCUCCAUCAUUCCCCCCACAGCGCUCAACAGCAUCGACUCAGAUGGCUUUUGGAAGGCCACCUGCCCUCCAUCAUGCGCCAGUCCCCUCCUGGUCUUCGUCAACUCUAAAAGCGGCGACAACCAGGGGGUGAAAUUCCUUCGACGCUUCAAGCAGCUCCUCAACCCGGCGCAGGUCUUCGACCUGGUCAAUGGUGGUCCACACCUUGGUUUGCGUCUGUUUCAGAAGUUUGACAACUUCCGGAUCCUGGUGUGUGGAGGGGAUGGAAGUGUGGGAUGGGUCCUUUCAGAGAUCGACAAACUCAACCUACACAAACAGUGCCAGCUGGGAGUGUUGCCCCUAGGCACUGGCAACGAUCUAGCCCGGGUACUGGGCUGGGGCCCUUCGUGCGACGACGACACCCAGCUUCCCCAGAUCCUGGAGAAACUAGAGCGGGCCAGCACCAAGAUGCUGGACCGUUGGAGCAUCAUGACCUAUGAGAUUAAGAUCCCACCCAAACACAGCUGCCCCACCACGCCUGAGGGAGCCGACAACUGCCAGUUUCACAUUUCAGCCUAUGAAGACUCAGUGGCCACUCACAUCACAAAGAUUCUUGACUCAGAGCAGCACUCUGUGGUCAUCUCCUCUGCCAAGAUCCUUUGUGAAACUGUGAAGGAUUUUAUUGCCAAAGUGGGGAAAGCGUAUGAAAAAAGCACAGAGAAUGUUGACGAGUGCGACUCUAUGUCUCUCAAAUGUGCCAUUCUGAACGAGAAGCUGGACUCCCUCCUGCAGACCCUUAACGCAGAAUGCCAGUCUCUGCUUCCGCUUCCCCACUGCACCCCUCCGAUUGUAGAAGAAGAACAGGAGGAGGAGGAGGAGGAAGAGGAAGAGGAGGCCAGUGAGGAGAGCCUGACGGAGCUCAAGGGAAAGUUGGAGGAGGAGGAAACGGAGAAAGGAGGGGGAGGUGGAGGAUCCCCACGGCAGCUGUUUAAAAGCAGGGAGCAGCUAAUGCUCAGGGCCAACAGUCUGAAGAGGGCAGUCCGACAGAUCAUAGAGCAGGCUAUGAGAGUGGUGGAUGAGCAGAAUGCCCACAUGGAUGACACAGAGCUGCCAUCGCCCCUGGAGUUCAGGAAGGACAGUGAGGAUGAGAUCAGAGACAGUGAGAAAGACGAAGACACCAAGGAACUGGAAGCAAUGUCGUCUGCAAAGAGUCCCUAUUCUCCAAUGGAGAGGAGGGUCAGCCGUAGCACCCAGUCUUAUGGCCCCUUCACCAUCACCCCCUUCACCACCAGCAAGGAGAACCUCCCUGUGCUCAACACACGCAUCAUCUGCCCUGGCCUGCGAGCAGGGCUGGCCGCUUCCAUCGCUGGCAGCUCCAUCAUUAGCAAGAUGCUCCUGGCUAACAUCGACCCAUUCGGUGCAACACCCUUCAUCGACCCCGACCUCGACUCGCUAGAGGGUUAUAUGGAGAAGUGUGUCAUGAACAACUACUUUGGCAUCGGCCUGGAUGCCAAAAUCUCACUGGAGUUCAACAACAAGCGAGAGGAGCAUCCAGAGAAAUGCAGGAGUCGUACGAAGAACAUGAUGUGGUAUGGUGUUUUGGGCACUAAAGAGCUGCUGCAAAGAACCUACAAGAACCUGGAGCAAAAAGUCCAGCUAGAGUGUGAUGGCCAGUACAUCCCUCUGCCCAGCCUUCAGGGGAUUGCUGUGUUGAACAUUCCCAGCUAUGCAGGCGGAACUAACUUCUGGGGCGGCACCAAAGAGGAUGAUAUCUUCUGUGCUCCAUCAUUUGAUGAUAAGAUCCUGGAGGUCGUGGCUGUGUUUGGGAGCAUGCAGAUGGCUGUAUCCAGAGUCAUCAAGCUCCAACAUCACCGCAUCGCCCAGUGUCGAACAGUGAAGAUAACCAUUCUGGGAGAUGAGGGUGUUCCCAUUCAGGUGGACGGUGAGGCCUGGAUCCAGCCACCUGGAGUAAUCAAGAUCCAGCACAAGAACAGAGCACAGAUGCUCACAAGAGACCGGGCGUUUGAGAACACAUUGAAGUCAUGGGAGGACAAACUGAAGUACGAUAAGCCUCCCUUACGGCCUCACCUCUACCCUCAGCAGUCUGUGGAUCUGGCCACAGAGGAGGAGAAUGCCCUGAUGCAGAUGUGUGCCCGGUCUGCUGAAGAGCUUAUCACAAGGAUAUGUGAAGCCGCCAAAACCAACGGGCUUCUGGAGCAGGAGUUGGCCCAUGCUGUUAAUGCUGCAUCUCAUGCCAUCAACAAAAUGCACCCGAAAUUCCCAGAGAGCUUGACGAGGAACACUGCUAUUGAGGUGGCGAGCACUGUCAAGGCGCUCUACAAUGAGACUGAGUCUCUGCUGUUGGGACGAGUCUCUUUGCAACUGGACCCACCAGAGGAGGAGCAGCUGUCCAGUGCUUUGCAGAGCCUGGAUGUUGAACUGGGCAAACUCGGAGAAAUCCCCUGGCUCUACCACAUAUUGCAGCCCAACGAUGAGGAGGACCAAUCUCUGGGUUACGGCAAGAGGAACAGUCGCAGCAGCGUGUUUCGCAUAGUGCCCAAGUUCAAGAAGGAGAAGGCCGCCAAGAAGAUGAGCCCUCAGUCAGGAUCUGGGGAUAUCGAAAGUGGGUCAUAUGAAGAGAAUUCUCCAGGGAACUAAGGAGCUGGCCAAGGCCUCCAUGGUUGACCUCUAACCUGGGAGCAUAAACUACCAGAGAGGGGAAACACACAUUCCCCCAACAUGACUCAAUUUGGGAGCACCAUAGGCAGUGAGUGAGGAGACAGGUAUUCAAGGAGAGCUGGCUUUAAUCUCUCUGCUGUGAAGGCCUUUGGGACGGUGUGGAUAGGAAAUGGACAUGUGUGUGUUUGUUCGUGCUCUGGUGCCAAUAUGGCAGUCAAGAAAGGUGAGGAAAGUUCAAAAAGGAAGUCAUGAAUCUUUGUAACAAAAGCCAUUCGAAAGUUAAAAACCACUCAUAGCACACUAUCAGGUAUGCAAGAAACCAUAAUAAUUAGUUGUCUGAGCUGUGAUAAACUAGUAGCAUAACUAGGACUUCCAGGAUUUUGGGGUUCAGUUUUAUUUGGAGGUGAGUGUAAGCUGGAGAUGCAUUUGAGUAUUAAAGCAACCGACAGGAUUUUGCUGAAACAGCAAACAAACAUCUCCAUCUGCUGAAGGUGUUCUGUAGGAUGCUGUUGCAUGCUAUGCUUGCUAAACUUUAAGUAUCUUUAAUUGCAUGAUUAGUGUAUUGAUUUUUGGUGUGCAAGGUAACACUUGAAGAGGUUUUACAUGACUUAAGUAUUACAAUGCCAUUUGUUACUACUGAAACCAACCCUAUUGGUCUAAGAUAAUGUGUUUUUCUUGCUCGAUUUAAUUUAUUUUGCUUGCAUGACAAUGAUGUGUCAAGGAUAUCUGUCAAGUGCCAUACUGUCACUCAUUUGUUGUGAAACAUGCUCUAUCAGUGCUCAUCUUACGACAAUAAUUAUGAGGUAUGAAUUUGUGGAGUUGUUGUCUGUGGAUGUGAAAACCGAACCAAAGUGAAUGUUGAAGAAAACAUGAUCAGCUGAUGAUUUUGUUUCUAGGACCGGUGGGGUCUGGUUCAGAGUGGGACAAACAAGAUCUAGUUUCAGGCGGUUCCAAGGAGACACUGUUGGUCAGGUGCCAACUACAUAUUAUAGGGUUGCUCAGUUUUUUUAGGAAUACUUAAAGGGCACUUUUCAUAUCUUGCUUUAUGCAAGUGUAAAUCCUCAUAUCAUAAUGUAGAAUAAAAAAAAAAUCACCUCAACUUUGUAUCUUUUGGCAGUUUAACACUAAUGCAAAUAUCAGUUCGAUACCAGUUUUGAAUAUGUAAUGAAGCAGUUGAUCUGCAGCCUGCAUCGCGUUUGCUCAAGUGCAGCUUUUCUUCUUCUAUUUACAACUUGAUAGAAACCUUUACCUGUUAGUUCCUUUAAGAUUGGUGGCAUUACAGGGUAUAUUUCUAGGUGUGAUGCUAAGUUUGUACAUACUUAUGAACUGUACAUACAGUAAACACGUGGAUGCAAACAAUGUUUGUAAGUGUUGUAGCCUUAUGCAUUUUGUAGUUUUGCUGACAUGGCAUGCAUUGGGAAAAGCUCCACUUUUGGACCGAGUAAGAACCACCUUAACAAUUGUGCAUUGCUGAUUUUCUGCUAAUCUCUUGUACAUGUUAACAUUGUUGUGUUCUAAUUAUGGUGCAAUAUCUGAUCUCUUAUUUUGUUUCUGUCUCUUAAGCUUUGCAAAAUCAUCUGUGGGAAAAACACCUGAAUUGAGUGUUUUAUUUAUUUGUUUCUAUAUUUUGUUUAUCUGUAAGAGGUUUUAAAGUUAGGCCCACAGCUGUUUCUUACAUGCUCCAGAUUUCUUCCAGUGGUUGAUUUGUUUGUAGAUUUGCUCCUUUGUGCUUCCAAGAUGAUAUUCUAAUAAGAUUAUGUGGGAAUGGAUAGACUGGGCAGACACGACUGUUGUCUUAUUAUAUAUCAUAAUGUUUUCACGUACAUUUGGGUGCUGAGACUAAAAGUCACACAGACAGUUAUAUGUGUUCAGCUGCAAACCAAUUCUUUGGCUUUUCCUUACAAACCUAAUCAAUAUAUUACAGGUCAUGACACCUUAUUAGAAAAAGCUGAGACAGUGUAAAACAUGUUACUUCGGUGCAGACAGUCAUAAAAAAAGAUAUUUCAUGUUUUAUCUGAAUUAGAUUUUGAUAAAAAUGAUUCGUUCCUUCAUUUCAGGUUUCUACAUCUUAAAGAAGAGAGGAAGUCAGACAAUAAAGCUUUUUUCACUUCUUCCUCCAACACUUAAGUGGCAUUAAGUCACUAAUGAUAAGGAGUGAUUGUUGUUUUGUUUAAAGUAUUAUUUUUUGAGAGAAAAAGUCAGAGACCCAGGAAAAGCCUCAGUGCUAAGCGGGGCACCACUGUGCAGCCCUCUCAGUAAAUAUUACACUUACAAUGUCUUACCAAACAAUUUAUACCACUUGGUUUUUCUACAUUUUGUCACACUGCAAUCACAAACAUUAAUGUAUUAAUUUUAUGUGAUAACCCAACAUGAAUGAAUGCAAGGUUUUCAGUUUGUUUUAUAAGUAAACGUCUGAAAAGU
Messenger RNA from Girardinichthys multiradiatus, 6581 nucleotides. RefSeq names its product diacylglycerol kinase, eta (gene dgkh). The transcript has 26 exons. Gene Ontology annotation, biological process: diacylglycerol metabolic process; lipid phosphorylation; intracellular signal transduction. Lineage: Eukaryota; Metazoa; Chordata; Actinopteri; Cyprinodontiformes; Goodeidae. Gene Ontology annotation, molecular function: protein binding; ATP-dependent diacylglycerol kinase activity. The coding region runs from base 1026 to 4139 and encodes 1037 amino acids. The record is from RefSeq and is a predicted model, not a curated record.